Punica granatum (pomegranate) is the source of this 1261-nucleotide messenger RNA. The record is from RefSeq and is a predicted model, not a curated record. NCBI's taxonomy places the organism in Eukaryota, Viridiplantae, Streptophyta, Magnoliopsida, Myrtales, Lythraceae.
GGAGCCCCCACGUGCACCGGGACACCCGGGAUGGAUUAAACCGUCGGAUGGUCGAUCCUACUGAUCAGACGGCCUUGAAUCUUCGACAGCGGCGGUUAGACCGUGAAAACUGUAGCAUAUCCUCUCUCCUCCAGGCAGUUCAAAACUCUGCCGUUCCCCGUUCCCUCUUCAAACAAUCAUCAAAUGACCAAACAAAGAACGGAGCAAAGAGCAGAACCUUUUCUUGCUGACAAUUUUCACCUUAUCUUCUUCUUCUUCGUCUUCCUCCGUUGGAAGCCAUGGAUAAUUCUGCUUCAUCUUGCCCAACUACCCUCUCCGAGUCUCAGCAACUCCGCCUGCUCGACAAGCUUGAGGUGUUCGAGAUCCGGGGUCACGAUAAACACGGCCGCAAGGUCCUCCGCGUGAUCGGAAAACUAUUCCCCGCUAGGUUUGUGAGCGCUCAAGUGUUGCAGAUGUACUUGGAGGAGAGGAUAUACCCGAAGUUGGGGGAGAGGCCUUUCGCCGUGGUGUACGUGCACACCGGCGUGCAGAGGACUGAGAACUGUCCCGGGAUCUCCAUCAUCAGAUCGGUAUAUGAGGCGAUUCCGAUUGAUGUCAAGCAGAACCUUGAGGUGAUCUACUUCGUGCACCCCGGUAUCCAGGCUCGGCUCUUCCUCGCAACCUUUGGCCGUCUCCUCUUCAGUGGAGGGCUGUAUUCGAAGUUCAAGUAUGUGAACCGGCUAGAGUUCUUGUGGGAGCACGUGAGGAGGAAGGAGAUGGGGGAGAUGCCUGACUUCGUGAACGAGCACGAUGAGGAGCUUGAGCAUUGCAACACGAUGAUGGACUACGGGUUGGAGAGCGAUCACCCGAGAAUCCACUUUGGCACGGCGUCCAUGGACUCCAUGGUCCCCAGCUAUUCCAUGAGGUGCAUUGCUUAGGACCAUAUUGGUGUCAUGUCGCAGUCCCUUUUUAUGCUUUAGAAUGAAGUGGGAGUGGCUUUAGUCUUCCUCAAAUAGGUUGGGAUUCUCUUCACAUCUGUAAAAAGGUUGUCCUUAGACCACCUUCUUUGCCCCUUUCUCUUUCUUGGGCAAGGUUCUCUUUGUUGAUGGAUCAAAAGGAAAAGUGAAGAAGGUUGUGUUUUGUUUAUUGACAUGAUGGUCCAUGAGUUUUUGGAUACGACGGUAUCACAGUUUAUAGGUAUCCGUUCGUAAUCUGCACUCAAUUGGUGUAAGUGAUUAGGGUGUGUUUGGAUUGAGAGUUGAGUUGAGUUGAGUUUUGAUUU